GCGUCGCGUGCUACACAUAUAUUUUGUCCUUAAAGCCGCACACUCCCUCGCCGAACUUCCACAAAUCACAAUGACCAAAUCGAGCAAAAAGAAGAGGUACAAGUUGAUCGAUAAAUUUAUUGCUUAUCUAGAAAUAGGAGAUCAGGCCUUGGAUAUAAAAAGUUAUAAUUGUGAAAUUUGCUAUAAGCCUUUCAAAAUGAAGCACCAUCUAGUAAGGCACAAAAUGAUUCACUCAGGUGAAAAACCAUUCAAAUGUGAAUUAUGCCAGACAUAUCACCGAGAUUUGUCAAAUCUGAAGUCCCAUUCUCUUAGUUGGCAUUCUAAUGAAAAGCGAUUCAUGUGUGUUACAGAAAAAUGUGAAAAAAAACCUAAAAAAUUUAAAAAACUAUCUCAUUAUAUGACACACAUAAGAACACACAUAGGAUAUGAAUAUCGAUGCAGUAUGUGUAAGAAUAAAUAUUCAACCAAUGGAAAUGUCAAUCGACAUAAAAAACACAAACAUAAUGUUUUGCCAAAAUAUGAUAAAUAA
Metopolophium dirhodum (rose-grain aphid) is the source of this 529-nucleotide messenger RNA. RefSeq names its product zinc finger protein 117-like. Lineage: Eukaryota; Metazoa; Arthropoda; Insecta; Hemiptera; Aphididae. The coding region runs from base 71 to 529 and encodes 152 amino acids. The transcript has 3 exons. The record is from RefSeq and is a predicted model, not a curated record.